Bicyclus anynana (squinting bush brown) is the source of this 3643-nucleotide messenger RNA. RefSeq names its product transmembrane 9 superfamily member 3 (gene TM9SF3). Gene Ontology annotation, biological process: protein localization to membrane. Gene Ontology annotation, cellular component: membrane. The transcript has a single exon. The record is from RefSeq and is a predicted model, not a curated record. Bases 89 to 1816 code for a protein of 575 amino acids. NCBI's taxonomy places the organism in Eukaryota, Metazoa, Arthropoda, Insecta, Lepidoptera, Nymphalidae.
UAAUCAUUAAAUGUCUUACGUCGGCUUUUUACUUACGUGUUAUGUUUGUUGAUUUAUUUAGAAAAUCUUCUAUUAUUUGUAACUUAAAAUGAAAAUCUUGUAUAUUUUGUUUCUUUUGUGGCAUGUUGCAAAAUGUGAUGAACACACACAUACAUAUAAAGAUCGCGAACAAGUGGUGCUUUGGAUGAACACUGUGGGUCCCUACCAUAAUCGCCAAGAAACUUACGCAUAUUUCUCACUGCCAUUCUGCGCUGGUACGAAAGUAACCAUUGGUCACUACCACGAGACGUUAUCCGAAGCUUUACAAGGUGUCGAACUAGAAAUAAGUGGGUUAGACAUAACUUUCAAAGACAAUGUACCAGCCCAGCAAUUCUGUGCCAUCGAACUCAAUGAGCAGUCGUACAAAGCUCUCGUCUACGCUGUCAAAAACCACUAUUGGUAUCAAAUGUACGUGGAUGAUCUGCCGAUAUGGGGAAUCGUGGGCGAAAUAGAUGGUAACAAUUAUUACAUUUGGACGCACAAAAAAUUCGACAUUGGUUAUAAUGGAAAUCGAAUUGUGGAGGUAAAUCUCACAGCCGAAAAUAAAGAACGACUGAGACCGAACGCGAACAUCCCCUUUACAUAUGAAGUUAACUGGAAGAAGAGCAAUAUCAAAUUCGAAGACCGCUUUGACAAGUACCUAGAUCCAAAUUUCUUCCAACACAGGAUUCAUUGGUUCAGUAUAUUUAACAGUUUUAUGAUGGUAAUAUUCUUGGUGGGGCUCGUGUCCAUGAUACUUAUGAGAACUCUUCGUAAGGACUAUGCUAGAUAUUCAAAAGAUGAUGACCUUGAUGAUCUAGAAAAAGAUUUGGGUGAUGAGUAUGGUUGGAAGCAGGUCCAUGGGGAUGUAUUUCGACCCGUCCCUCAUUUGGCAAUGUUUUCAGCACUCAUAGGAGCCGGCCAUCAGCUGACGGUUGUGACUUUAGCAGUUAUCAUUUUCACAAUUUUUGGUGAGCUAUAUACUGAAAGGGGUUCCUUAUUGUCCACUGCCAUUUUUAUCUAUGCAGCGACUUCUCCUGUAAAUGGGUAUUUUGGUGGAUCACUUUAUGCAAGAAUGGGAGGUAGACUGUGGAUCAAGCAGAUGCUGCUCUCUGCAUUCUUGUUGCCGGUGCUGGUGUGCGGUACAGCCUUCUUCAUCAACUUCAUAGCCAUGUACUACCAUGCGUCUAGAGCUAUUCCUUUUGGUAGUAUGAUUGCUGUAAUGUCAAUUUGCACAUUUGUGAUUUUACCACUAACUCUGGUCGGGACUGUUCUAGGCCGCAACUUGGCCGGCCAGCCUGAUUAUCCAUGUCGCAUUAAUGCUGUCCCGAGACCGAUUCCCGAGAAAAAGUGGUUUAUGGAGCCACUUAUAAUCAUUAUCAUGGGAGGAGUCCUUCCAUUUGGAUCUAUAUUCAUUGAGAUGUACUUCAUUUUCACAUCAUUUUGGGCUUACAAAAUCUACUAUGUGUAUGGUUUCAUGUUGCUGGUGUUCUUGAUCCUGAUGAUUGUCACAGUGUGUGUAACUAUUGUGUGUACUUACUUCUUGUUGAAUGCUGAAGAUUACCGUUGGCAAUGGACAAGCUUCCUCUCUGCGGGUAGUACUGCAAUUUAUGUGUAUCUCUACUCAUUCUACUACUUCAUAUUUAAAACCAAAAUGUAUGGUUUGUUCCAAACUACUUUCUAUUUUGGCUAUAUGGCAUUGUUCAGCUUGACCCUGGGAAUUAUUUGUGGCACGGUCGGGUACAUUGGUACCAGUUUAUUUGUGAGGAAGAUAUAUUCUACUGUUAAGAUUGAUUGAAUGUUGUGUACCUUGGAUAAUUACUUUUUUCAAUUAUGUGAUUUUGUAUGUUAAAACCUUAGGCAAUUAAAAUUUGCUAGGAAGACCUAAAUAGGAUGAUCUAAUAUUCUAGACAUUUUGCACAGCCAAAUUUCAUGCAUUCCUUUGAAAUUUGCAUAAUCAAAGAUGAAUUUGUUGUCUUUUAUUCAUAUUGAUAUUAACUACUCUAUUUAUUAAUAUUUUAGAAUAUGGGUCUAAUCUAAGUCAGCAGUAUAACGAAGGUUAGAUUUUAACAAUCUUCAAUAAAAGUACUUUAGUUUGAUGUGUGUUUUUCUAUACUGACAAUUCCUUGUUGACAUAAGUUAUAAUUAUACUAAAAAAGCUUUAUUAUAUUUACCUAUCAAGGUAGUCUUGUUAUUAGAUUUAUUACAUCAAUUAAAAGUCUAGCUCUCAGCCUUGAUUGUGCCAGUGUAAAUUCUCAGUUAUAAUCUUUAACUCCAAGCAAGCUAAAAUUGUAUAUCUUAAAGUAAGACAGUUCUCUAAGCAAUUUUAAUAAUAAAUAAACAGACAUAUAUACACAUGAAAAGUUAUGUUAUGAGCUGUUUUAGGAAAAAAUUUAAAUUUACUAUCCCGGCCACACUUACAAGCAUUUAAAACAUAUUAUAUUUCCAUUUUUAAGGCUGAUGAUGAUGUUGAUGAUUAAAUUACCAAUCUUUGUCUUCGCCAUCAAGAUUUGCUGUUCAUUGUUAACUUCUUAUUGGUAAUCAUGUAAGUUUGGUGCCAAUCCAUGAUUAUGGUACCAGGUAUGUUGGACUGAUGAUUGAAAUAGACAUGGUAAUUUCUCCACUGCCAACAUAAACCAGUCGUAUUUUGCCUCAAUUUGUCAUAACAGGUCAUCACCCUCCUAUUAAAAAGUGGAUGCACAAACAGCCACCAAAAAUUCACCAAACACAACUUCUUGGCACUCAAUUCAAGUAGUCACUUAUGCAAAUUCAACCUUAAACUCAAUACUUAAGGUUGAAUUUGCUCUGAAAUUGGGAUUUUAUUGAAUAUUAGACUAUACUUAAAAGCCUUUAGGUAUAAUUUUUUUUACCAAUAAUUCUAAAACUGUCAAACCAAACUUUGUCAGUUUUUGAGUCAAAUUUUCUAUAUGAUUGUGCAUCCUUUUAUUAUAAGAGGUCAAUGUAACAGGUCUAAAGAUGGUCCACAGAUGAUAGAGCCUAACAUUGCAAUAGGAAUUUGGAAUUAAACAGGUCAUUAGUUAGUUGGAACCAUAUGGUUUUGAUUUAAAAGUAUGUUUUUGUUAACAGAUGUUUCAAAUGAAAUUAUUUAAAGUUAUCACUUGUGUUACAGCCCUGUUGCAUAAGUAUUAUAUUAUAAUAUAUUGUCCUAAUAUUAUCUAUUUAGAGUUUUAUUUUUAUAAUUACUUUGUAUCUCAUUUAUAUUUAUGUUAUGUAAAUAGAAUAUAGAAUUAAUCAAAAAUAAUUUAAAAUCAACUUUUCUUAUUUAGAUUUCAAAAUAUUUGUGUUUAUAUAUGUUUCACAUUUGAAUAACUUAACAUGCUAUUAGUGCAGAUAAAAAUCUAGACGUAAAAUGCAAUGGCUCCUAGGUAGAUUACAUAUUUGUAAGUAAUAUCUAGAUAUAAAUUUAUCUGUGUAAAUGUAAAUAUUAACUAGAAAUUAGUAAUAGUUAUUACUUCACUCUUUUCAAAUGAUUUUUUAUUAUAUUUGCAUUAUAUUAUAUUUAAUUUUGUGCUAUAAGAUAAAGGAAUUAGUUGUAUAUGCCAUCCAGCAUAAAACAAUGUAUCUGAAUAUCAUCUUCGGAAUAAAAGGUGAUUGUAACUAUUAA